This is a messenger RNA of Ceratotherium simum simum (southern white rhinoceros), 1056 nucleotides long. RefSeq names its product disintegrin and metalloproteinase domain-containing protein 1a-like. The record is from RefSeq and is a predicted model, not a curated record. Gene Ontology annotation, cellular component: plasma membrane; sperm head plasma membrane; external side of plasma membrane. Gene Ontology annotation, molecular function: metalloendopeptidase activity. Gene Ontology annotation, biological process: proteolysis; binding of sperm to zona pellucida; male gonad development. NCBI's taxonomy places the organism in Eukaryota, Metazoa, Chordata, Mammalia, Perissodactyla, Rhinocerotidae.
GUCAAGGGAAGGGAAGACCCAGUGGAAAAGGCAUCUUACAUGCUAUUUAUGCAGGGCCAGAAGCAGCUGAUUCACCUGAAGGUGAAGAGAGACUAUUUUGUGGAUAACUUUCCAGUCUUCAGCUACCACGAUGGCAGCCUGGGACAAGAAAUGCCCUUCAUCUCACGUGACUGUCACUACGAAGGCUACAUAGAAGGCAUCCCAGGUUCUUUUGUUUCUGUCAACACCUGCUCAGGCCUCAGGGGCAUCCUGAUUAAGGGGGGAAAAUCCUAUGGCAUUGAGCCCAUGGACUCUUCAAAACGGUUUGAACACGUGUUGUACACCAUGGCACACGAAGCUGGAAUCUCCUGUAGUGUCACUUCCGAAGACAGCCAAGUGGCGUCCACCAGCCAGCAACAAGGGAGCAGGAAGCCUCACAGUCCACAGGCGCUGUCCUACUUGUGGUCACACACCAAGUAUGUGGAGAUGUUUGUCGUGGUCAACAACCAGCGGUUCCAAAUGUGGGGCAGUAACAUCAAUGAGACAGUCCAGAGAGUGAUGGACAUCAUUGCUCUGGCCAACAGCUUCACUAGGGGAAUAAACACCGAGGUGGUGCUGGCUGGAAUGGAGAUUUGGACCGAGGGGGACCUCAUAGAGGUCCCAGUGGACUUGCAAGUUACACUCAAGAAUUUCAAUAGCUGGAGACAAGAGAAGCUCUUCCAACGUGUGAAGCAUGAUGUCGCCCACAUGAUUGUUGGACAUCGUCCUGAAGAGGAUAUGGGACAGGCAUUUCUCAACGGUGCCUGUUCAAGCGGCUUUGCAGCAGCUGUUGAAUCCUUCCAUCAUGAAGAUGUCCUCCUGUUUGCAGCGCUCAUGGUCCAUGAGCUGGGGCACAACUUGGGUAUUCAGCACGACCACUCGGCCUGCAUUUGUAAAGAUACACGCUUUUGCCUCAUGCAUGAAAAUAUCACUAAAGAAAGUGGCUUCAGCAACUGCAGCUCUGAUGACUUCUACCAGUUCCUCCUUGAACUCAAAGGCGCCUGCCUAUUCAACAAGCCUCAGCACAAAGGCCGCAUG